Messenger RNA from Botrytis cinerea B05.10, 1144 nucleotides. RefSeq names its product Bcpet8 (gene Bcpet8). The transcript has a single exon. Gene Ontology annotation, cellular component: mitochondrial inner membrane. The coding region runs from base 130 to 987 and encodes 285 amino acids. Gene Ontology annotation, molecular function: S-adenosyl-L-methionine transmembrane transporter activity. Gene Ontology annotation, biological process: transmembrane transport. NCBI's taxonomy places the organism in Eukaryota, Fungi, Ascomycota, Leotiomycetes, Helotiales, Sclerotiniaceae. The record is from RefSeq and is a predicted model, not a curated record.
GAAUUCGAAAUUCAUCCACCACAUCUAUUAUCUUCUUUGCCUCGGUACGAUCCGGCUUCGGCCACCCUAAUACCACUUCUUCCACGGUCUUAAAUUAUCCCACUUGCUCAACUCCUCCCUUCCGCACAAAUGUCACAAUCAAACUUCACCCCCGCUCUCCUAGCGGGAGCCCUCGCCGGUACCACGGUCGACCUCACCCUUUUCCCCCUCGAUACUUUAAAAACCCGCCUGCAAUCCUCCGCCGGCUUCAUUGCCUCUGGAGGCUUUACAGGAGUAUAUCGAGGAGUCGGUUCUGCUAUAAUUGGCUCUGCGCCCGGAGCUGCAUUGUUCUUUUGUACGUACGAAGCUACCAAAAGCGCAUUCGCGAAACGACGGGAUGCUUUAGAUGCGAAUAUUCCUGGAGGUCGCGGAACGGGGAGAGCAAUCGAACAUAUGGCUGCAGCGAGUUUGGGAGAGAUCGCCGCUUGUGCCGUUCGUGUGCCUACGGAGGUUGUCAAGCAGAGAGCUCAGGCGGGGCAAUAUUCAAGCUCCUUACUCACGCUCAAGGCGAUUCUGGGACAAUACAAACACAUUGGGAUUGUAGGAGUGUGGAAGGAACUCUACCGCGGCUGGAGUGUUACCAUAAUGCGGGAAGUGCCUUUCACAAUCAUACAAUUUCCUCUUUGGGAAUCCAUGAAGGCAUAUAGGAAGAGAACAAGCGGAAGAGAUACUGUGAACGCAGUGGAGAGUGGGCUUAUGGGAAGUCUUGCUGGUGCAGUGGCGGCUGCGGCUACCACUCCUUUGGAUGUGCUGAAGACGAGGAUGAUGUUAGAGAAGCAGAAGAAGUCGACAAAGGUUUUGUUGAAGGAGAUAAUAGCUAAGGGUGGUCCAAAGGCAUUCUUCGCAGGGAUAGGUCCAAGAGUAAUGUGGAUCAGUAUUGGAGGAGCUAUAUUCUUGGGUAGCUACCAAUGGGCAUACAAUGAAUUGGCUAAGGAGGUAAAGGAAUAGAAAGGAAAUGAUACAAAGGGCUAAAUUACUGGUGGGGCAAAUAGUCGGAUGAUUUGACUGCAAAUAGAUAGCUUGAUUACUACGUAGAUACCCUCUCUCUAAGAGCAUGAUCUCACGAUCGAUAUGAACACAAGUGUAAUAUUGCCUUAAUAUACCA